Molecule: messenger RNA, 909 nt
Organism: Aspergillus homomorphus CBS 101889
Lineage: Eukaryota; Fungi; Ascomycota; Eurotiomycetes; Eurotiales; Aspergillaceae
Product: non-canonical purine NTP pyrophosphatase
Exons: 6
Coding region: 85-645 (186 amino acids)
Biological process (GO): nucleoside triphosphate catabolic process
Cellular component (GO): cytoplasm
Molecular function (GO): nucleoside triphosphate diphosphatase activity
Source: RefSeq, a predicted model, not a curated record
AUCUUUCGUCAAUGUCCGUCUGUUUAAUCUCACAGUUAACCAAACCCCAUUGGUCAUAUAUCUUUCGCUGGGAGAACCUCAGCCAUGGCGCCUACCAAGCAGCUGAACUUCAUUACGGGUAACAAGAACAAGCUGGCCGAAGUGAGGGCUAUUCUGGGUAGUGUAAUCAAGGUCGAUAACCAGGCGAUCGAGGUACCCGAAAUACAAGGCACGAUCAAAGAAAUCGCCACGGAGAAAUGUAGACGUGCUGCAGAAGUGGUUGGAGGACCAGUGUUGACGGAGGACACAGCUCUGGAAUUCCAUGCGCUGAAAGGGUUGCCUGGCCCAUAUAUCAAAUCAUUCCUUGAAGCGUUGGGGCAUGAAGGACUGAACAAAAUGCUUGACUCAUUCGACACAAACAGAGCGGAGGCCGUGUGUACAUUCGCAUUUUGUGAAGGCCCUGGUUCGGAGCCUAUCUUAUUUCAAGGUAGAACCGAGGGAGCUAUUGUUCGACCAAGAGGUCCUACAAACUUUGGUUGGGAUCCGAUCUUCGAAUACCAAGGCAAAACUUAUGCCGAAAUGGACAAGAAUGAAAAGAAUCAAAUCUCCCACAGAUACAAAGCCCUGGCUAAAGUACAAGACUGGAUAACUCAUGGACAAUCCUGAUCCGAUUCUUUCCAUCUCUGACGAGGCCUGGAGAGCCGAUCGAUUUUGAGAGUAACAUGCCAGAAGUGGUCAGUCUGCUUCUAGUGCCUGGUUACUUUUCCAGGACGCUAUCCAGCCGGAAAUUCGAGCGCAAUUAGAUUCUACAUCUUCAUCCUUUUCACUAUUUAACUCAACCACCACCUCUUCAUCAAACGAUUCGCGGGCUUCCUCAAGAAGAACACCGAAUAUCUCCGCGUCCAAAUUUUCUUGUAGCUUAGCUUGCUU